Suillus subalutaceus is the source of this 365-nucleotide messenger RNA. RefSeq lists its product as uncharacterized. The record is from RefSeq and is a predicted model, not a curated record. The annotation marks the transcript as partial. The transcript is spliced from 3 exons. Lineage: Eukaryota; Fungi; Basidiomycota; Agaricomycetes; Boletales; Suillaceae.
AAAUGCCAUACUGCCUCGAGAGUCUAGGCUUGCCUGUUAUGUCACAUAAAAUUUAAAUGAUGGUAGGACCCUGUAGGACCUUUCUUCAUUUUACUAUUUCGCUACAUACUGAUCGUCAACUGCUAUUCGCAAUGAGGAAAGGCAACUCAUCGAGGAAUUCGACUCAAGAAACUAGUACAUCUAGCGAAGCAACAGCUCGUGGAAGCUCGCACCGACCCCGUGGCAGAGUCGGUCGGUUUCUGCAGAAGGUUAAGGACGGUGCAAACAAGUUAAGGGUCUCGCGCUCGAAGGAUUCCCGUAGCCAUAGCCCUGCUCCCCCGAAUGUGCUGCUUCAAUGUGCUCCACUAACCCCGAAUAUCAACGAG